Messenger RNA from Medioppia subpectinata, 317 nucleotides. Lineage: Eukaryota; Metazoa; Arthropoda; Arachnida; Sarcoptiformes; Oppiidae. The record is from the annotation of a GenBank genome assembly.
UUUGAAAUAUUUCUAUUUCACUUGUGAUUGUGUGCUUUUAGUUACAAUAAACAUCAAGCUGUUUUCAAUUUUUAUUAUAAUUAAUUAUAUUUUGGCACAAAUCUAUCAUCAAAAUGCCCGAACAGAUCCAAUACCUGCCGGUCAGUCAUGUAAUCUUUGAUUUGGACGGUUUGCUCAUCGAUAGUGAGGUGUUGUUCGCCAAUGCGAUCGCUAUACUACUCAAAAGAUAUGGUGUGAAAGAGUACAGUAUAGCUCUUCAGGAGAAGGUGUUGGGUAUGGAAGUGGAGCGCGGAAUACAAGUGAUUAUCGACGAGACG